AUGUCCGGGGAAGAAGUAAAACAUCAGAUGCUCAUAUCAAGCGACAUGGUCCAGUUGGCACGGUUCAGACGAGGUGCUCACAUCACUUGGACAGAGAUUGCUGCCCCGGACAAUGAAAUAACCAACAAAACCAACCAACAGAUUACAUAUCACGGCCACGACGAUGUUCCUCUCAACAGCGCUGGAUUUGCACAGCUAGGGCCCGUGGAGGUGUACGACGAGGAGGCCCGAUAUCAAUUUGAUUUCAACUUUUUUAACCUUCUAAGUUUCACCAGAGCAAUAAUCCCACAUAUGCACAAACACCAAUCCGGUGUCAUUGUGUUGUUUAGCAGUAUUGCGGGCCAACAAACAGGGAUUGGGUAUGGCCUGUAUAGUGCAGGUAACUUUGCAAUUGACAGUAUUGUGGAAAUACUUUCCCUGGAAUUGAAGCAGUUUAAUAUUCGGGCUCAUGCCACUGAGCCUGGAUUAUUCCGAACGGGUUUCCUGCACCAUCGAGCUGAGGGAGAAUAUUUCUUCAAAUCGAUUCAAGACCAUACGGGUGUAAAAGAGAUCACCAACGCAGAUGGUGUGCAGCCCCAUGGCCCGAGGAAGGCAGCAAAACGGAUUUUUGAAGUUGUAACGGAAAUUGAAGCAGAACAGGGAGUUGAAUGA
Molecule: messenger RNA, 651 nt
Organism: Aspergillus tanneri
Lineage: Eukaryota; Fungi; Ascomycota; Eurotiomycetes; Eurotiales; Aspergillaceae
Exons: 2
Coding region: 1-651 (216 amino acids)
Source: RefSeq, a predicted model, not a curated record